AUGGAUCUGGUGGAGCGGUGGUGGAGCCGUGGAGGUGGAGGUGGAGUACUGCUGGACGUCUGGAGCCUUAUGUUCAUACACUGCCUUUGUUUUUGUCUUUUAAAACAAUUUACAACCUUAUCAAAUUCCGAUAUCACUUUCCAAUCAACAGACCUCAACACAUCCACUCAUGGGCACACUGAGCUGGUCUCAGAAAUAGCCUACAAAGUACAGGCUGUACUGGUGGAGGAGGACGAGGAAGAGGAAGAGGAGGAUCACGAGGAAGGAAAGGCUGAAACACAACAACAGUCUUGCACUAUCAUCGCAGAACCAGACGAGACUGAGGAUCACGAGGAAGAGGUGGAGGAAAAGAAGGAGGAAGAAGACGAAGAAGUAGAAGAGGACAACAAAGAAGAGAAGGAGGAAUUCAAACAGGAAGCUGAGCUUACAGUGGACCAUCCAGUGGAAAAGCUGCAGGAGGAAGAGGAGGCCAAGGAAGAUGAAGAGGAGGAUGACCAAUCAGAAGACGGCCAGGAUCCCUCUGACAUGGCUGUGCUUUCAAAAAAAGAGGAAGAGUCAACAGCUACAGAUGGCGAACCAAUUUGUGAAGUAAUCAACCACGAGACUGUGGUCCUGUCAACCAAUGGGAUCACAAAUGGCGAGGGCACAAAGGGACAAAAUGGAAUAGGGCGGUCUCUGAGUCCCUCUGACACAGAGCUCAGCUCACCAGAGCUGACUGGGAGCUACGAUCUCCAUGGCACUGCAGAGGAGGACGACGAGGUCAUUGAAGAAGAGGACCAGAUCAUCUCUGAAAAUGGACAGGAGAUUUCAGCCGAGCGACAAAUGUGUGUCCGAGCGUUGUAUGACUACCAAGCAGAGGACGAAUCUGAGAUCUCCUUUGAACCCGGUGACAUCAUAAAAGACGUGGAGACGGUGGACAAAGCUUGGUGGAGGGGGUGGAGCAAAGAUGGACGCCAAGGCUUAUUCCCUGCCAACUAUGUAGAGACCAUAUAGGCAGGCAGAGAAAAACACACACACACACACUGACACACACACACACACACACACACACACACACACACACACACACACACACACACACACACACACACACACACACACACACAUACUCAAACUCAGGGAAACCAUCUCCCCUUACAUUUGUUCAUGUUUUUACCUUAAUCCUCCCACUCAAACUUUGUACUCUCUGUUUUGUUGGAAGGAUAAAGAACAAUGUGACUCUCUGUUUUGUAGAAAGCAUAAAGAAACGUGUGACUCUCUAUUUUGAUGUUUUUUGAGCAAAACAAAAUAUACUCACAAGUAUGCAGAAAUUACCGAGCCUUAUUUUCUUGGAUGAAAUAGCGGAUACCUUUUCUUGGACCAAAAUAACUUAUUUCCUUUUGAGAUAGAGCAGGAAUGUUGGUGGGAGGGAUGAGAUCACGAUGACAAAGGAUCAGAAACGUGCUUUUCUUGUGACAAACACAAAGAGUUUUCAUAGUGUAUCGUCAUAUUUUUUAUCAAAACAUAUAACAAGCAUUCCAUUCUGCUCACAUUUUGCUUUGUGUGUUACAUUGCUAAAAAAAUAAUUGUACUGCUCUUGACUUGUAUAUAUAAUCAAGAUACAUUUAUCAGACAUCAUCUUAUAAUCACAUUCCUGAGUUAUUUUGUAGCACUGUUUUGUCUCACAGAAUAUUUUAAUUACCAGAACAGAUAAACAAGCAGAGGAAAAAAAGCACAGUGUUUUGUUCAUAUGGUGAUGCCCGUCAACAAAUUGUGUUAUCACGUCUCGUCUUAAUUUUUCCUAGAUUUAAAAAAUGAAAGCAUUAACUCGACACACGGAUGAUAAGAGAAAAUUAUUUCUAUUUUAAUCUCCUGUAAUAUCUUAAUAAUCUACACUGUAUAUAAGAAUGUAUAAAAAGCAUCAAAGGUCUUCUCUUUUCUAUGCUUUGCUUGUAUGUUGUAUGCCUGUUUGAUGUACUUUGUAUUUACUCCAAACUUACAAAUAUACAGCAUCAACAAACUCAGUUUUAAAA
Messenger RNA from Notothenia coriiceps (black rockcod), 2012 nucleotides. RefSeq names its product drebrin-like protein. The record is from RefSeq and is a predicted model, not a curated record. Gene Ontology annotation, cellular component: actin filament; site of polarized growth; postsynaptic membrane. Bases 1 to 993 code for a protein of 330 amino acids. Gene Ontology annotation, molecular function: actin filament binding. Gene Ontology annotation, biological process: postsynaptic actin cytoskeleton organization; neuron projection morphogenesis; regulation of actin filament polymerization. NCBI's taxonomy places the organism in Eukaryota, Metazoa, Chordata, Actinopteri, Perciformes, Nototheniidae. The transcript has 6 exons.